AUGUCGACCCACGAUGUUCCUGCCGUCCUCGGCAGCUUCCCUGUGCCGACCCUCGACCGCCCCUUUGGCAUCCACCUCUGGCCCAUCUUCAGCAAGGCCUUUGAGUUUGUGGCCGGCUACCCGGCCGAGGACUUCAGAUUCAUUGCCGGCGAGACUCCCAUGUCCACCCUCAAGGAGACAUCCAUCUUCGUCGUCAUCUACUACUUCAUCAUCUUCGGCGGCCGUGAGCUCAUGAGGAACCGCGAGCCCUUCAAGCUCAAGACCCUCUUCCUCAUCCACAACUUCUACCUGACCGCCAUCAGCGCCAUCCUCCUGGCUCUCUUCAUUGAGCAGCUUCUGCCCACCGUCGUCCGCAAGGGCGUCUUCUACGCCAUCUGCGACGUCGAAGGCGGCUGGACCCAGCCCCUGGUGGUCCUGUACUACCUCAACUACCUCACCAAGUACCUCGAGCUUCUGGACACCUGCUUCUUGUUCCUCAAGAAGAAGCCUCUGACCUUCCUCCACUGCUACCACCACGGUGCCACUGCUGUUCUCUGCUACACUCAGUUGAUCGGCUCCACCGCGGUCUCGUGGGUUCCUAUUACUCUCAACCUCGGCGUCCACGUCGUCAUGUACUGGUACUACUUCCAGAGCGCGCGUGGCAUCCGCAUCUGGUGGAAGGAGUGGGUCACUCGCUUCCAGAUCAUCCAGUUCAUCAUUGAUCUUGGCUUCGUCUACUUUGCCGCGUACACCUACUUCACCUCGACCUACUACCCCUGGAUGCCCAAUGCUGGCAAGUGCGCCGGCGAGGAGUUCGCUGCUUUCUCCGGCAUGGGUGUCAUCAGCUCGUACUUGGUCCUCUUCAUCUCCUUCUACUUCGCCACCUACAAGAAGGACAAGAAGGCCCCCAGCGCCCGCAAGUCUCUCCGCAAGAUGUCGCAGGCUCCUCUGCCCGACCCGCACGUCGUUGCUAGCGCCAUCGACUCCAACGGUGCUGCCAAGUCGACUGGUGUCAAGACCAGCGGCGUCUCUACCCGCUCUCGCAAGGCUUAA
Messenger RNA from Microdochium trichocladiopsis, 1032 nucleotides. RefSeq names its product GNS1/SUR4 family-domain-containing protein. Gene Ontology annotation, biological process: fatty acid elongation, polyunsaturated fatty acid; very long-chain fatty acid biosynthetic process; fatty acid elongation, monounsaturated fatty acid. Lineage: Eukaryota; Fungi; Ascomycota; Sordariomycetes; Xylariales; Microdochiaceae. Gene Ontology annotation, molecular function: fatty acid elongase activity. The record is from RefSeq and is a predicted model, not a curated record. The coding region runs from base 1 to 1032 and encodes 343 amino acids. Gene Ontology annotation, cellular component: endoplasmic reticulum membrane. The transcript has 3 exons.